Caenorhabditis briggsae is the source of this 504-nucleotide messenger RNA. Lineage: Eukaryota; Metazoa; Nematoda; Chromadorea; Rhabditida; Rhabditidae. The record is from RefSeq and is a predicted model, not a curated record. The transcript is spliced from 5 exons. The coding region runs from base 1 to 504 and encodes 167 amino acids.
AUGUCGUCUUUUCGCGAAUUUUCACAUAUCACACUGUCAACAACCCCAUUCAAAGUGAGGUUGGAUCAAAAUGCGAUGAAAACUGAUUCCGAUAUCGAAAAAGACAAAAACAUGGCUUACAAAUGCGCUGAGCGAUUCAACUACAAUACAAAUCUUCAUCGAAAAGUCACACUCAGCGACCGUUUCGAGUUGGCUGCUUUCGGAUUCGAAAUGAAGGCAAAGUCGCAUACGCCAGUGGAUACCAAAGAUGAGGAUACACUUGAUUACAUUUACAGAAAGGAGAAAAAACAGGAUUAUGCCGCAUCCCCACUGCCAGCCGGAAUGAGUCCAACAAAUCCGCUACCAGCAGGACGCGGAUUCCUCUCUCCAGCGAUUCACGCUACCAGCAACACGUUCGCAUACUCUGGACAUUCGAAAACUACUCCCCAAAAGCAGUCAACUUCCGCAACGACUCGUAAACCCAUCAAGUCAAUUUUCGACGAUAUUCCAUCAAACAUUGAAUGA